Pelagomonas calceolata is the source of this 854-nucleotide messenger RNA. NCBI's taxonomy places the organism in Eukaryota, Pelagophyceae, Pelagomonadales, Pelagomonadaceae. The record is from the annotation of a GenBank genome assembly.
GGCUCGACGAGCAGCGCGAGCAGCGCGAGCAUAACGCGUAAGCGCGUACCGCUGGACGUCCGGACUCGUUGCUGACUCGUACAGUAGCUGCGAACUGAACGAGCGCCCGCCGCACACCAGCAAUCGCUGCACUGCGCGCGCCUCCUGCAGCUCGCAGUCGCAACGGGCAGCACUCGAGCGAUCCUGCGCCGCAUAGGUUACCGCACAAGCAUGCGUGCCAGGAGCUGCCUCUUGCUGCAGACCGCUGCGGUACUCGCCUGGCGCCACACCCAUGCGCCGCCACCCGUCGCGCGGCGACGAUGGCUGGGCGGCGCGCUCGCCGCCCUCGCGGCGACGACGACAGCGCGGAGCAACGCCUACAGUGGCCAGGACAAAACGACGCCGAAGGCCACCAAGCUGCCUCCCAAAGAGUUAGCGAAGCGCGUCGAAAAGGACCUGGUCGAGAACCAGUUCCUCGCCACCGCGAACUUCGACCGCACGUUGUACGACGAGGCCUGCACGUUCCAGGACGAGAUCGACACCUACGAGCUCGACAAGUUCAUCAAGGGCACGUCGAACCUCUUCGUCGCCGACCGCAGCCACGUCGACCUCGCGUCGCCCGUCACCGCUUCCAAUGAGAGCGUCGAGUUCAAGUUCAAGGAGGACCUCUGCUUCAAUAUUCCGUUCAAGCCGACGGUCUUUGUGUCUGGCCGCGUCGUCCUGACGCGGGAUUUGGAUACGGGCCUCUUCGUCAGGUACCGGGAGUACUGGGACCAGAAGCCCAACGACGUGCUCCGGGGGGCGAGGUUCUAGUUCUUAAGACGUAAACUAUUCUUGCCGGUGGACAUCCCCCGCCAAGCCAGGAACCUCUCUCG